AAUAAAAUUUUAUGGUACGCAGUUUUGUCAGCACGUUAGAACAUCAUCGGACGCAAACAAUUUCCAAGGUUUUGCUCAUACUGUAAAUUGAAAUUAGUCGCGUUGCAAAGCCUGUUUGGUCAAGUCGUGCUCGUGUCUGUACAAUUUAUCUUCCAGUGAAAUACAGCAGAAUAGAUACAAUUUUGCAAGAUGAUUCGAAAUUACGUUGCAAUCCCAACAACUAAAAGAAACCCAAAUUUCAACGUAGCAGAAUGGGGAACAACUUUACGAGAAGCUAUGAAAGGUUUGGGAACCGAUGAGGAUAAAAUAAUCGAAGUAUUGACGAGCUGCAGUGGCUCUCAAAGACAAGAACUCGUACAAUUUUUCGCUCAAGAAUUGGGCAGAAACCUUGAAGAUGAUCUGAGAAGCGAAUUGGGAGGAAAAUUUGAGAGUUUAAUUGUCGGUUUGAUUACUCCACCGGCGCAAUAUCUCGCUCGACAAUUAAAUAAAGCCAUGGAUGGUCUGGGUACUAAUUCGAACGUUCUUAUUGAAGUUAUAUCUACCAGGACUAACGAAGAAAUGAAGGAUGUAGUUGAAGCUUACGAAUCAAUGUACAAUCGACCAUUGGCUGAACAUUUAUGCAGCGAGACAUCGGGAGAUUUCAGAAAAUUCCUCACUUUGAUAGUAACGGGAGUUCGUAAUCCUCCGGGUAACAUUGAUGAAAGCAGUGCUCAAGCAUUAGCUGAAGAAUUAUACAACGCCGGUGAAGGAACAGCUGGAACUAAAGAAGAAGUGUUCAAUAGAAUAUUAUCUCACGAAAGCUACGAUCAGUUAGCGUUGAUAUUCGAGAAAUAUAAAAGUGUAUCAGGACACACAAUUGAACAAGCUUUAAAUUCCGAAGUAUCUGGUGACUUGAAAGAAGCUAUGCUGGCAGUUGUCGAAUGUGUCCAGAGCCCACCGGAAUACUUCGCAAAGCAACUCAAAAAAGCUGUAGAGGGUGCCGGAACUGAUGAUUCGUCUUUAAUUCGUAUCAUCGUUAGUCGUUGCGAUAUAGAUUUGGAAAAUAUUAAACAAGAAUACGAAAGAAUUUACGAUAUUACUUUGGAAAGUUCCAUAAAAAGCGAAACAUCGGGAGAUUACAAGAAAGCGUUGCUAGCCCUAAUUGGAACCCCUUGAAUUUAAACCUAACUGCAACUUUUGUCAAUUUUUUUUUCAGAGUGAAAUAGAAGGAGAUUAUAAAACCGCUAUUUUGACAUUAAUCGGAGCAGAACCUUGAAGAUGAGCUUAAUUCAGAGUUGAUAUUCAUUCCAAAGUUGAACCAUUAAUUUAGCAUCAAAUGCAUUUAUGAUCACGCUAUUCUUUUUCAAUUUAUAUCUACCAAUUUUAUUCAUUUUACGUGGUACUUUUUACUCUCAUGUUUCAAUCACAAUAUAACGUAAGAAUUAUAUUUAUAGCGCUGCAAAGUAUUUCGUAAUGAAUAAAGUUAUAUUUAGCGGGAAAAAAUUCAUUUUUGUCAGAGUACCUGAAAUAUGGAACAAACAACACUAUAAAAUUAUCAAUGCAAACAUUUUUAUUUCAUUUCUACAAUAAUUUCUGAUACUUUAGCGACGCGUGAAAAUCGAAAACAAAAAAUGCAAACGAAAAAAGUUAAGCGGAACAUUGUAUAGAAUAAAACGAAAAGACGAAAUUAAAAAUGGAAUAACGCGAAUGAUUUCGAGUCGACUUAAUUACCACCACGAAGUCUCAAUACCAAAUGCAACGUGGAUUCUUUUUGGAUAUUGUAAUCCGAAAGGGUCCUACCGUCUUCGAGUUGUUUUCCGGCGAAGAUAAGACGUUGUUGGUCUGGAGGGAUUCCUUCUUUAUCUUGUAUUUUGGCCUUGACGUUUUCGAUGGUAUCGCUAGGCUCGACUUCGAGAGUAAUAGUCUUGCCGGUCAAGGUUUUAACAAAAAUUUGCAUACCUCCUCUCAGACGUAGGACCAAAUGAAGGGUCGACUCUUUCUGGAUAUUAUAGUCGGAUAACGUACGACCAUCUUCGAGUU
Messenger RNA from Planococcus citri (citrus mealybug), 2019 nucleotides. Its product is annotated as annexin B10-like. Gene Ontology annotation, cellular component: cytoplasm. Gene Ontology annotation, molecular function: calcium ion binding; calcium-dependent phospholipid binding. NCBI's taxonomy places the organism in Eukaryota, Metazoa, Arthropoda, Insecta, Hemiptera, Pseudococcidae. The record is from RefSeq and is a predicted model, not a curated record. The transcript has 8 exons. Bases 190 to 1155 code for a protein of 321 amino acids.